Messenger RNA from Dissoconium aciculare CBS 342.82, 2420 nucleotides. RefSeq names its product RWD-domain-containing protein. Gene Ontology annotation, molecular function: ubiquitin conjugating enzyme binding; zinc ion binding; ubiquitin protein ligase activity. Gene Ontology annotation, cellular component: cytoplasm; ubiquitin ligase complex. The transcript has a single exon. Bases 338 to 2248 code for a protein of 636 amino acids. Gene Ontology annotation, biological process: protein polyubiquitination; positive regulation of proteasomal ubiquitin-dependent protein catabolic process; ubiquitin-dependent protein catabolic process. The record is from RefSeq and is a predicted model, not a curated record. NCBI's taxonomy places the organism in Eukaryota, Fungi, Ascomycota, Dothideomycetes, Mycosphaerellales, Dissoconiaceae.
GUCUACUACUGCUAAGCCAUUCUGGCAAGUUGCCACCUUCUGGACGUGAACAAAUAUUUGCGGCAAGCAUUAGAUCAUAUUCUCAAAACGUCUUUCAGGUCAGCGGCAAAACUUCAUAUCAAUACUUCGUCCCAUGGUAGGUCUGCAAGACCACAGUCCAGAUGAUGAACUCAUAGCCCGCGUUGUUCGGGCUCGCGCGAGUCACCUGUACGCAUAUUUCGACGCUUCGAAUGUAGUGGUCAAGUUCUUGCAUGUGCCGUCUUGCUUGGAUCCAUGAUCGACAUUGCCUCAAGAGGCGUAACAUAUUUCACCCCUCUCAGCGCCCGUCCAUCGCGAUAUGGCCGCAUCACCAGAAGACGAGGAGCGACGGGAAGAGUUGGAAUCUUUGGCCGCCAUCUUCCCGGAAUUGAUUGUCGACACAUCCGAUCCAGAGGUGUUCUCCGCUUGUAUCGAACUUGCUGUCUCACCCAGUGCUCCUUUGCUCAUUCGGUUCCAGCCUUCCUUUGAAGCUCAGGGGGGCUCCCAGCCUGCUACCGCUCGCAAAGCAGUGGUCGAGCAUGACCUCCACCUCUCUCAUUUGCCACCGAUCACACUGCAAGUAAAACUCCCUCGCGAUUAUCCUGUGUCAUCACCACCUGAAGUGCGUUUGUCGACUCAUCCAAUCUGGCUUCCGCAAGAAAAGAAGGACGAUCUUGAAAAGGCUGCUGCUGUGCUCUGGGAAGACUAUGGAAGAUGUCAGAUACUCUUCUCAUACAUUGAUCACCUACAACAGGCUGCCGAGCGUGGCUUCGACCUAGCAGAUGAUGGCAAUGGGUGUCUAUCCUUAUCGUCCGCUCUCGAGGACGGUCUGGUUUCAUAUAAUUCGCAGAAGCGAAGAGAAAUAUUCGAAGCCGGCACAUAUGAUUGCGGAGUCUGUCUGGACCCGAAGAAGGGAACGAUGUGCUACCAGAUGAAGCAUUGUGGUCACAUCUAUUGCCGUCAGUGUCUGCAAGACUUUUACAACAACGCCAUCACCGAGGGAGACAUCAGUGGUGUCCGAUGCAUGCAUCCAGAGUGUGACAAGGAUUCCGGGGCGACGGAGGGGCGGAGGACUAUAAAGAAAGAACGCCUAGUCCAUCCGUCAGAACUGUUGGACAUGGGCAUUGACGAGGCCGUGGUUCGUCGCUUUGUUGAGAUGAAGCGCAAGAAGAGGCUGGAAGCGGACAAGAGCACAGUAUACUGUCCUCGGACAUGGUGUCAAGGCGCAGCAAAGUCUGCCAAAUAUCCUCCCAUUCCAGCCGAUCUGCGAGCAUAUGUUGCUGAAGAGAUGGUCUCAGACGGCGAGCAAGGCGACAACGCUGCAGAGCCACAUGUGGACAACAAGUCUAAUAGUCGUAUCCCUCCAAACCCAUCCGACAGACUCGCAGUUUGCGAAAAAUGUUCAUUCGCCUUCUGUCAGGUAUGCUACAUGGGUUGGCACGGUCCCUUCGCCCGAUGCUUUCCUCGAGACCCGAAUGAGCUCAGUGCGGAGGAAAAGGCAAGCUACGAAUAUAUUCGACUACACACAUCGCCUUGCGCAUACUGCAAUGUGCCGGUGCAAAAGACGAUGGGUUGCAAUCACAUGCGCUGUUUUCAAUGCAACACUCAUUUCUGCUAUUUAUGUGGCGCCUGGUUGGAGCCAGCGAAUCCUUAUCAGCACUUCAACAAAGAAGGCACACCCUGCUUUCAACGGCUUUGGGAGUUGGAGGAGGGGGAUGACGGUCAGGCGCCAAGGGAUGGUGGCGGGUUUGCGGGCGGACGAGGUUGGGAACAGCUCGCCAUCGAGGUCGCUCGGGCAGCUGACGAAGCUGAAGACGCCGCUGCUGCUGCAGCCCUGCAGGCGCAAGAAGAAGAAGAAGAUCGCGAUGUCGAACACCUCUUUCCCAAUGCACCAGAUCCACCUCAUAUCGAGGUCCCUCUUCAGGUAGCGAUGGCACAAGUACAACUGGUGCGUGAGCUUCCACCUGGCGUCGAAGUCAAUGCACGCCGUGGUCCAAGACGAGCGCGAAACCCGUUCCCAGCUAUGCCAAAUGGCAAUGGAGCGGCGCAACGAGUGCGCGAGCACGAACGCGGAGCGCGCAGACGUCCUGCUGUUGCUCGACCCGAUGAGCUAGAGAAUAGACAGCAAGCCGAGUUGCAACGAUUUUUGGAGAUGGCACAACGUGACGAGGAAGAUGGCUGGGACAGUGAUGAGCUCGGCGAUAAUGACGAAGGAUUUAUGAUUCGAUGAAGCAAUGGGCGAUUAGAGCAUUUUCAUACUGGCGUGCACAUAUCUCUGGUAGAUAUCUAUCUGACUCAAAACUAUCGCAAUUUGAGAUAACCUUUCCAGCAAUAGAGAAUUUCGAAUGGUCCAGGACAGAAUCAGUGAUUUUGCCGUGGGCGCUCGGUAUCUAGGUAGUCUC